UGAAUGAGGAAAUUAUGAGUUGUCACCAAGAUAAUAAAUUAGUUGAAGAGGUGGUUUAUACACCCAUUGAGGAUGUGGAUGGGACAGUUAAGUUCAAACCAAAAGACAGUAGGAAGAAAAAUGACACGCUAUUUUUAUAUUUCAUUGUAGUCACAGCGAGUGUUCAGAUAUUCGUGAAAGGUUGUACCAUUGUCUGGCCAUCCCCCGUGAUCCCUCAACUGAAAUCGAAUAACUCGGAUAUCAACCCUCUGAAAGAUCCAAUAACCACGGCUCAAAUCUCGAUGUUAUUUGGAAUACCCUCAGCAUUCAGAAUACUUGGAGCACUAUUACUAGGAAAGUUACCGGAUAUCAUCGGUAGAAAGAAGACUCUGCUCGUUAUAUCGUUAUUAACUCUUCCACCCCAUCUAGUAAUGGUCCUCUUUGGAAGCCAUAUAUACGUCUACAUCAUUGGAAGAUCCAUCGCGGAGAUAGGUUUUGGGUUUAUACUGUCCGCUUUGCCAAUAUAUCUGAACGAGAUUUGCGAAGAUCACAACAGAGCUAAACAUGGAUGUCUCAUGAUGUUCUUUUUACCCCUGGGGGGUCUUUACGGCUAUCUUGUAGGUCCUGUUACCAGCGUCAGAUGGUUCACAUUUUUAUGUGCAGCACCUCUGAUCCCGCAAAUCAUUCUUUCAUUGGUACUACUUCCCGAGUCACCAAUUUACUCGGCCGCUAAAGGAGAUAGAGUAACCGCCAUCAACACAUUGAAGAAACUGAGAAGCAACAAAACCGAAGACGAAAUUGUUCAAGACUACAUUGAAAUUGAAAGAUCUCUAACGAAACGAAAUGAAGGUGUUGGAAGCGGAUUCAAAGAACUAUUCUCAACACGCGGUUUGAGGAUGGCAACUUUAAUUGGAUUCUUAGCAAUCUUGAGUAUAUCAGUCUCAGGAGUGCCUAGCGUCAUGGCCUACGUAGCACCCCUCUUCAAUGAUGCUAAUACGAAUCUAUCUGGAAACUCGGUGGCAAUCUUAGUGGGAGUUGUUAAACUGACUUUUUAUUUCGUAACAUUUGCAGUUGUGAGAAAAGUGGGUACAAGGCCCUUGCUACUUUUUUCGUACAUUGCCACUGGAGUGCCUCUCACCAUCACUGCUGUGUAUUUCUAUCUCAACGCCACCGAUUCGCCAAUUGUUCAUACCAUCAGAUGGUUACCUAUAGUAUGCGUACUUCUUUACAUUGCCUGCUAUUCUUUAGGUAUAGGUUCAGUAACAGUAUCUCUACUGAGCGAGCUAUAUCCUAACGAUAUGAGAUCUACAGGUUGUUGCUUUGUUAGAACAACCGUUGCUAUUUUCAAUACCAUUAUAUCCGCAUCUUUUCCCCUAGUAGUAGAGUAUUUGGGAGUGCAUUAUAGCAUUGGAAUGUUUAGUGCAGGUUGCUUCCUAAUUUUUGUUUUCAUGUACUUUUUUUUGCCGGAGACCAGAGGUAGGAGUUUUUCAGAAAUCCAGGAGAUACUUAGCAAGUGAAUGCCAUCUAGUGACUUUCCGAUAACUGUAGGCUUUUAAUAUCACUGUUACUGCCAUAUGAAAACUAUGUUUACAUUGAAAUCAUAUUGAAUAAUCCAUUGUUUCACCUUCUUUUACUGUGAAAUAUAAAUAAAUGAAAUAAUGACGGGUUGAA
This is a messenger RNA of Leptinotarsa decemlineata (Colorado potato beetle), 1650 nucleotides long. Its product is annotated as trehalose transporter 1-like protein. Gene Ontology annotation, biological process: transmembrane transport. Gene Ontology annotation, molecular function: transmembrane transporter activity. Gene Ontology annotation, cellular component: membrane. The record is from RefSeq and is a predicted model, not a curated record. Lineage: Eukaryota; Metazoa; Arthropoda; Insecta; Coleoptera; Chrysomelidae.